AUGGGAGGUUUCUUUGCAGCCAAGCUCAGUCUCCGGCUCGGCAAGUUGAAAAAUUUUGAGCUUCCGAGGACUUCGAUGAUGAUUGUCCACAAGGCAGUCUUGCAACGGUCGCCGUACUUCCAGGCUCGUCUGGCAGAUCACUGGCACAACGCCAGGGAGGAGAAUUCAGGCCUUUUGCCUUUGCGACUCCCUCCGGGCUGCCCUGUCGCUGCGGCCACCGUUGUGAUCCGAUACCUGUACACGGACAUGGAGGAGAAGUGCUCACCGCGCAGCGCGGCGUGCUACGCCAGGAGCGCGACCGCAGGCAGCCUCCGCUUGGGCCAGGCAUCAGUGGCGAUUGGCGCGGCACAGCUGAGCCAGAUGCUGCUUCUGGAGGACCUCGCAGAGGAGCUCUCACGCUUGGCGCAGUCGCUGCUGGUCUCGUCAGACGAGGCGGCGGCUCUCCAGGAUCGCUUCGUGGCUUUGCCAGAGCCGCUGACAAAGGUCUGCCAGGCGGUGCAGCUUUCGCCUGCGGUCGAGCUGAGGACGGAGGAGUUGGCGCCCGGGCCUGGAAUUUCCGUAGCUAACCAGCAGUCUGUUUGCUUGGCAGCCUGGCAUCGAGCCGUCGUCAGCUUUGUCAUGGCCAUGGCUCGUACACUUGGGCUCAGCCUAGUUCUUGCUUUGGCUUCAGCAGAGUCCUUGCACGAUUGCAUUGAAAGCAAGUGCCGCGGCUGUGGCGGUGAGCAAUGUCAGCUUUGCCGUGAAGACCACAACACCGUGUCUGCUUGCGUGUCAUCUUGCAUGGACACCCUUUGUCAUGGCUGCGGGGGGGAGCAGUGCCAGCUUUGUCGCGAGGAUGCGAAGACGGUCGAAUCCUGCUGCUCCCAGCAAGGACUGGAAUCGGUAACUUCGCAGAUCGACAUGUGCAAGGCCCACCCUCCGACUCCUACGACGCCUUGCGCUGGCUUGUACGGGGCCGAAAGCCUUCAAUGUGCCUGGGAGGAGGAUGUGAAGACCUGCAUGGAGACCACCUGCCGCGGUUGCGGCGGCGAGCAGUGCCAGUUGUGCCGCGAAGAUGCUUCGAGGAUCGACAGCUGCUGCCAGGACCACUGGCACUCAGUGGAUCCGCCGCAGAUCUGUAAGGAUGCCAAGGACAAGCUGGAAUCCAACCAGGAUCCGUGCGACGGGCUCUACGGCUCCCAGGGCCUGCAGUGUGCAUGGGAGCAAGAUGCCAAGAGCUGCGUGGAGGCUGCCUGCAAGGGUUGCGGCGGUGAGCAGUGCCAGCUGUGCCGCCAAGAUUUUUCGAGGAUCGCCAACUGCUGUGAUGACCACUACCACUCCGUUGAUCCGCCGAAGAUGUGCAAAGAUGCCAAGGAAGAAGCUGUUACCAGCUGUUUCGACAGCAAGUGCCACGGCUGUGGUGGUGAACAGUGCCAGCUGUGCCGUGAAGAUGCCAGGAGCGAAUGCUGCACUGGGGCCAUGCGAACUCCUUCCUGCGAGGCUUCCAACAAGAUGCCAGUUCUUCCAUAG
This is a messenger RNA of Symbiodinium natans, 1509 nucleotides long. NCBI's taxonomy places the organism in Eukaryota, Dinophyceae, Suessiales, Symbiodiniaceae. The record is from the annotation of a GenBank genome assembly.